Lepidothrix coronata (blue-crowned manakin) is the source of this 7513-nucleotide messenger RNA. RefSeq names its product heparan sulfate proteoglycan 2 (gene HSPG2). The annotation marks the transcript as partial. NCBI's taxonomy places the organism in Eukaryota, Metazoa, Chordata, Aves, Passeriformes, Pipridae. The record is from RefSeq and is a predicted model, not a curated record. Gene Ontology annotation, cellular component: cell-cell junction. The transcript is spliced from 51 exons. Gene Ontology annotation, biological process: cell-cell adhesion. Gene Ontology annotation, molecular function: calcium ion binding; cell adhesion molecule binding.
CUGUGCCCCCGGGUUCCGGGGUGACCCCACGGUGCGCGGGCAGGGCUGUGUCCCCGCGGGCCCCCCGCCCGCGCUGGCCGUGCGGGUGCACCCCCCGCGCACGGCGGUGCCGCGGGGCAGCGCGGUCACCCUGCGGUGCCAGGCCAGCGGGGAGCCCCCCCUCUACUACCACUGGGGGCGGGAGGACGGCAGAGCCCUCCCCGAGGGCGCCCAGAGCCGCCGCCAAGGCGAGGAGCUGCACUUCCCCAGCAUCCAGCCCUCGGAGGCCGGAGUCUACGUGUGCUCUUGCCGCAACCUCCGGCACAGCAACACCAGCCGUGCCGAGGUCAUCGUCACCGAGACCCCCGACAAGCCCAUCACUGUCACCGUGGAGGAGAAGCGGGUGCAGCGGGUGCAGCCGGGCGCCGACGUCACCUUCGUCUGCACCGCCAAGAGCAAGUCUCCCGCCUACACCCUGGUGUGGACGCGGCAGAACCACGGGACGCUGCCCGCGGGCGCCGUGGACUUCAACGGGAUCCUGACGCUGCGCGGGGUGCGGCCCCAGGACGCCGGGGUCUACGUGUGCACCGGCUCCAACAUGCUGGACAUGGACCAGGGCACCGCCACACUCUACGUCCAGGCAGCCUCCAAGACUCAGAUGUUUUACGGCCCUGUUGAGUUCAUGGAGGGGCACAGACCGGCCGGCACCGCCACCGCGCCCACCGCCAGCGUGGAGCCGGCGCAGCUGAGCGUGGCACCGGGGCAGCCGGCGGAGUUCCGCUGCGUGGGCACCGGCAGCCCCGCGCCCACCCUCGAGUGGCUCGGAGCGCUGCCGCCUCAGGCCGUGGUGCAGGGCGGGACGCUGCGGUUCGGCGCCGUGGAACCCGCCGACGAGGGGCACUACGAGUGCCGGGCACGCAGCAGCGCCGGGCAGCACACGGCACGGGGGUACCUGCACGUGCAAGCCGCCGGCACUCCCCAGGUGCAGGUGAGCCCGGAGCGGACGGAGGUGCAGGAGGGCUCCACAGUGCGGCUCUACUGCCGGGUCUCGGGGUCCCCCACCGCCACCAUCACCUGGGAGAAGCAGGGGGGCACCCUGCCGCCUCAGUCGCGCGCCGAGCACGGUGACAUCGCCACGCUGGUCAUCCCCGCCGUGACGGCGGCCGAUGGUGGAGUCUACCUCUGCGUGGGCACCAGCGCCGCCGGCACGGCCCGCGCCGCCAUCGAGGUGGCCGUGGUGCCAGGGACGGCGCCGCCCGUCCGCAUUGAGUCCUCGUCCCCAUCCGUCACCGAGGGGCAGACCCUGGACCUGGACUGUGUGGUGGCAGGGCCCGGCUCUGCCACCGUGGUGUGGUACAAGCGCGGGGGCUCCCUGCCCGCCGGGCACCAGGUCUCGGGGUCCCGGCUGCGGGUGCCCCACGUCACGGCGGCUGACUCAGGGGAAUACGUGUGCCGGGCGAGCCUGGGCACCACCGUCCGCGAGGCCUCUGUCACCGUCACUGUCGUGGCCGCGGCCGGCUCGUCCUACGGACCCCCAGCUUCAGGUGUCCCUGUGCGGAUCGAGGCGUCCUCGUCCACCGUGGCUGAGGGACAGACCCUGGACCUCAACUGCAUCGUGGCUGGGCAGGGACAGGCCACUGUCACCUGGUACAAGCGCGGGGGGACCCUCCCGGCCAAGCACCAGGUGUCUGGCUCCCGGCUGCGGCUGCUGCAGGUGACGGCGGCCGACUCGGGCGAGUACGUGUGCCGGGUGACCAGCGGGGCCACCACCAGGGAGAGCGCGGUCAUGGUGACCAUCCAGCCCAGCGGGGCCAGCGCCUACCCCCCAGGCAACACCACCCCCCUGCACAUCGACUCCCCGUCCUCCGCCGUGGUCGAGGGACAGACCCUGGACCUCAACUGUGUCAUCGCCAGUGGCCCUGCCCAGGCCACUGUCACCUGGUACAAGCGCGGGGGGACCCUCCCGGCCAAGCACCAGGUGUCUGGCUCCCGGCUGCGGCUGCUGCAGGUGACGGCGGCCGACUCGGGCGAGUACGUGUGCCGGGUGACCAGCGGGGCCACCACCAAGGAGAUCUCCAUCAUGGUGACCAUCCAGCCCAGCGGGGCCGGCACCUACCCUGCUGGUGUCACCCCUCCUGUGCGCAUCGAGUCCUCGUCCUCCUCCGUGGCCGAGGGACAGACCCUGGACCUCAACUGCAUCGUGGCUGGGCAGGGACAGGCCACUGUCACCUGGUACAAACGUGGGGGGUCCCUCCCAGCCAAGCACCAGGUGUCGGGCACCCGCCUGCGCAUCCCGCAGGUGACAGCGGCCGACUCGGGGGAGUACGUGUGCCGGGUGACAUCGGGCACUGCCACACAUGAGACAUCCCUCAUCGUCACCAUCCAGACCGGCGCCGGCUCCUCUUACGGCGUCGGUGUCACGCCACCGGUGAGGAUCGAGACUUCGUCUGCUGCCGUCACCGAGGGACAGACCCUGGACCUCAACUGCAUGGUGGCAGGACAGGGUCACCCCCAUGUCACCUGGUACCGGCGCGGGGGGGCUCUGCCCCCCAACAGCCAGGUGUCGGGGACUCGCCUACGCCUCGCCCAGGUGGCAGUGGCCGAUUCGGGGGAGUACGUGUGCCGGGUGACCCUGGGCAGCGUCACGCAGGAGGCGUCUGUCAUUGUCACCGUGCCCAGCAGCGCCGGCACCUACUACCCCUCUGGUGUCUCCCAGCCCCUCCACAUCGAGUCCUUGUCCUCGGCCAUCGCCGAGGGACAGACCCUGGACCUCAACUGCGUGGUGGCCGGGUCCGGCCCCACCACCGUGACGUGGUACAAGCGCGGGGGGUCCCUGCCUGCUGGCCACCAGGUGUCGGGCAGCCGCCUGCGCAUCCCCCAGGUGACGGCGGCCGACUCGGGCGAGUACGUGUGCCGGGUGACAUCGGGGGGCGUCACCCAGGAGACGUCCCUCAUCGUCACCAUCGAUGACGGGGCCAACCCAUCCCACUCCUCUGCCAUCACGCCACCCAUCCGCAUCGAGUCCUCGGCGUCCUCUGUCACUGAGGGGCAGACCCUGGACCUGGACUGCGUGGUGGCCGGGGAGGGACAGGCCACCAUCACCUGGUACAAGCGCGGGGGGUCCCUCCCGGCCAAGCACCAGAUGUCGGGGUCCCGCCUGCGGCUGUCGCAGCUCUCGGUGGCCGACUCGGGGGAGUACGUGUGCCGGGCAGACACGGGCAGUGUCUCCCGUGAGGCCACUGUCACCGUCACCGUCACCUCCCGGGACAGCUCCAGCUACCGCCUGCAGAGCCCCAUCAUCUCCAUCGACCCGCACAGCAUGGCCGUGGCACCGGGGGAAGAUGCCACCUUCAAGUGCCGCAUCCACGACGGCGCCCGUCCCGUCAACGUCACCUGGCGGAUGGGACCUGGCCAGCACUUCCAAGACAACGUGAAAAUCAGCGCUAAUGGCUCGGUCAUCUCCAUCACUGGUGCCCACGUGGGCAACCAGGGCGCCUACCACUGCGUGGCCUCCAACCGCUUCGGCGUCGCCAGCAGCGUCGUCAACCUUGUGGUGCAAGGUGCCCCCACCGUGUCGGUCAUGCCACCAGGCCCCGUGACGGUGAAGGAGGGCAAAUCCCUGAGCCUGGAGUGCCUCGGGCGGGGCGAACCGCGGCCGCUGGUGCGCUGGAGCCGGCUGGGCUCCCGGCAGAAGGUGGAGCACCAGACCCUGCUGCACAUGGACAGCCAGGCCAUCCUGCAGCUCUCGCCGGCCAAGCCGGAGCACGCCGGGACCUACGUGUGCACGGCACACAGCGCGCUGGGCUCGGCGCAGGCGCGGGUGGACGUGGGCGUGGAGUCGGCGCAGCGGCACCCCGGCACCCCUGAGGUCACCGCGCCCGCCACCGUCACCGUGGUGGCCGGGGACACGGCCACGCUGCACUGCACUGCCACAGGGGACCCGAUGCCCCGGAUCGAGUGGUCGAAGCUGCGGGCACCCCUGCCCUGGCAGCACCGCGUGGUCAACGGGACCCUGGUGAUCCCUCGUGCCGCGCAGCAGGACUCAGGCCAGUACAUCUGCAAUGCCACCAGCCCCGUGGGCUCCACAGAGGUCUUCGUCACCCUGGACGUGGAGACCGCUCCGUACGCCACGGUGCUGCCGGAGGACGCCGCGGUGCGCGCGGGGGACGCGCUGCAGGUGCAGUGCCUGGCUCACGGCACCCCCCCGCUGCACUACACCUGGGCCAAGGUGAACGGGAGCCUGUCGGGGCGCGUGUCCCACCGUGCCGGCCUCCUGCGCAUCGGCCCCGCCGCCCCCGCCGACGCCGGCACCUACCGCUGCCUGGUCACCAACCGCGUGGGCACCGCCGAGGCCUUCGCCCGCGUGGCCGUCCACGGUGGCACUACUGAAGGUGUGGACAUUGGUGGUGGUCCCUUGGCCGUGCGGGUGACCCCGGGGAGCCUGGUCAAGGGAGUGGGCGGCACCGCCGAGUUCGCCUGCGCCGUGUCCGGGGACCCCCGGGCGCGUGUGGAGUGGCUGAAGGAGGGCGGGGAGCUGCCCCCCACCCACAGCGUGAGGGACGGGGUGCUGCGGAUCCCGGAGCUGGCGUGGGGGGCACAGGGGGUGUACGUGUGCCGGGCCAGCGCCCCAGGCGGGCAGGCUGAGGACAGGGCCACCCUCACCGUCCAGGCUCUCCCCAGGGCCCUGAUCAACAUCCGGACGGCCGUGCAGACGGUGCUGGUGGGGACGACAGUGGAGCUGGAGUGCCUGGGCUUGGGUGAACCGCGUCCCCACGUCACCUGGAGCAAAGUGGGGGGCCGCAUCCGGCCCGGGGUGCUGGUCCGUGCUGGCACCCUCACCAUCGAGCGGGUGGAGCGGGCGGACGCGGGGCAGUACCGCUGCACCGCCACCAACGCCGUGGGCACCGUCCAGUCCCACGUCAUCCUGCACGUGCAAGCCGCCCCCCAGAUCGCGGGGCAGCCAGAGGUGAAGGAGGUGUCCGUGGGAUCGGCGGCUGUUCUGCCGUGCCUGGCAUCCGGCUUCCCGGUGCCAGAGAUCACCUGGAGCAAGCUGGACGGGGAGCUGCCGGCGGGUGCCAGGGUGGAGGGGAACGUGCUGACCCUGCCGGCCGUGCGCCCUGAGGACGGCGGCGUCUACACCUGCACCGCCGGCAACCACCGCGGCCAGGAGACGGCCUACUACGUGCUCAAGGUCCAGGAGCACCUGGUUCCCUAUUUCGGGCAGUCGCCCCAGUCCUUCCUCCCCCUGCCCACCAUCAAGGACGCCUACAAGAGGUUUGAGAUCCUCAUCAGCUUCCGGCCUGAUGCUGCUGAUGGACUUCUCCUCUACAACGGGCAGCGGAAAAACAGUGGCGCCGACUUCAUCUCCUUCGGGCUGGUGGGCGGCCGCCCCGAGUUCAGGUUUGAUGCCGGUUCGGGCAUGGCCACCAUCCGUCACCCCGUGGCGCUGCGGCUGGGCCAGUACCACACCGUGCGGCUGCUCCGCAACCUCACCUGGGGCUCGCUGGCACUGGACGGGCACCCCCCCGUUAAUGGCACCUCCCAGGGGAAGUUCCAGGGGCUGGAUCUGAACGAGGAGCUGUUCCUGGGCGGGUACCCCGACAUCAGCGCCGUGGCCAAGACAGGGCUCAGCCGCGGCUUCAUGGGCUGCGUGCGCCAGCUCCGCAUCCAAGGAGAGGACGUGGCCUUUGGGGACAUGGACCUGCAGGCGCACGGUGUCACCAACUGUCCCACCUGCCAGGACCGGCCGUGCCAGAACGGCGGCGUGUGCCAGGACGACGAGAGUGGCACCUACAUGUGCCGCUGUCCCCACGGCUUCACCGGCAGCAACUGCGAGUACUCGCAGGCUCUGCACUGUCACCCAGAGGCCUGUGGGCCCGAUGCCACCUGUGUCAACCGGCCGGACGGGCAGGGCUACACCUGCCGCUGCCACCUGGGCAAGAGCGGGGACAGGUGCACUGAGGGGGAGGCGGUGAACGUGCCGUCCUUCGAGGAGGACGGAGCCUUCGUGUCGUACCCACCCCUCACCAACGUGCACCACGAGCUGCGCGUGGAGGCCGAGUUCCUGCCGCUGGCACCCGACGGGCUCCUGCUCUUCAGCGCCGGCAAAGCCGCCCCCGUCGAGGACUUCGUGGCCUUGGCCAUGGUCGGGGGCCACCUCGAGUUCCGCUACGAGCUGGGCUCAGGCCCGGCGGUGCUGCGGAGCACGGGCCCGGUGGCACUGGGACAGUGGCACUGGGUGACGGCCGAGCGGCUGAACAAGGACGGGACCCUCGUGGUGGAUGACGCGGCCCCCGUGAAACGCUCCUCGCCCGGCAAGAGCCAGGGGCUGAACCUGCGCAGCCCCCUGUACCUGGGGGGCACCGAGCCCCCGCUCCGGCCCCCCACCAACGCCUCCUUCCGUGGCUGCAUCGGAGAGGUGUCCAUCAACGGGAAGCGGUUGGAGCUGCGGGAGCGGUUCCUGCGCAGCCGGGGGGUCCGGCCCUGCAGGCACCGCGCGCCGUGUCGGCCGGGGACACGCGGUGAGACCCCGGGGGGACGGGGUGGGGGGACUGCGGGGGGUGUUUGUACACGUGUGUGUGUGCACUGUGUGUGUGUGUGUGUGCACUGUGUGUGUGUGUGUAGUGUGUGUGUGCACUGCUUGGCGCUGGCAGAGCUGGAGCACGACUGGCAGGAGGGCAGCGGGGGCGGCGACGCCCCAGGACAGUUCAGUGCCACGUUCCAGGACGGAUCCUACCUGGCUCUUCCCGGGCACCUCUUCCCCCGUGGCCCCCCUGAGGCGCCCGAGACCAUCGAGCUGGAGCUGCGGACGCUCAGCGCCCACGGGCUGCUGCUGUGGCACGGGAUGGAGCCCGGUGAGGGCGGCAAAGCCAAAGAUUUCCUGGGACUGGGGCUGAAGGAUGGGCACCUGGUGUUCAGUUACCAGCUGGGCAGUGGCGAGGCCACCAUCGUCUCUGAGGAUCCCAUCAACGAUGGCGAGUGGCACCGGGUGACAGUGACCAGGGAGGGCCGGCGUGGACAGCUCCAGGUGGACGGGGAGGAGCCGGUGAGUGGGGAAUCCCCCGGAUCCAACAUCAUGGCCAACACCGAGGGCAACGUCUACGUGGGCGGAGCCCCGGACCCCCGCGCCCUCACCGCGGGCAAGUUCAGCUCCGGGAUCUCGGGCUGCGUGCGGGGGCUGGCGCUGGAAUCCGCCGGGAUCCCCCCCCACCCCAUCGACCUGCGGCACGGCGCCGUGGGGGGGGCCCCCGUGCCCCCCUGCCCCUCAUAACGCCCCCCUUGGGACACAGUUUGGGGGGAAUUUGGCCGAUUUUACUCUUUUCCAAAAAACGAAAAAAACAAAACCGCCAGGAGGAAACGGUGCUUCGCUGCCCCGGGGUGAGCCCGGGGGGGGGCCGGGACCCCCAAAAAUGUUUACACCCCCCUCCCAGCGGCCCCCUCGAAGCUGUGCCGGGGCGGCCGGGCCGCCCGGGGGUCCCCCCGGGGUGGUGCGGGGGGGGGGCGCGAGGGACAAUCGGGGUGCUGGGGGGACCCC